Daphnia pulex (common water flea) is the source of this 663-nucleotide messenger RNA. RefSeq names its product putative glutathione-specific gamma-glutamylcyclotransferase 2. Gene Ontology annotation, cellular component: cytoplasm. Gene Ontology annotation, molecular function: glutathione specific gamma-glutamylcyclotransferase activity; gamma-glutamylcyclotransferase activity. NCBI's taxonomy places the organism in Eukaryota, Metazoa, Arthropoda, Branchiopoda, Diplostraca, Daphniidae. Gene Ontology annotation, biological process: glutathione catabolic process. The transcript is spliced from 3 exons. The record is from RefSeq and is a predicted model, not a curated record. The coding region runs from base 78 to 620 and encodes 180 amino acids.
GACAACAAGGUUUAUCAAAUUUAUCUGUCAAAACUCUGAAAAGUACAGCAGACGAGAAAGUGUUGGAUGGAAACAAAAUGUGGGUUUUUGGAUACGGAUCUUUGAUAUGGAAAGUUGAUUUCCCUUACGACAAACGAGUUGUUGGUUACAUCAAAGGUUACGUCAGACGUUUCUGGCAGGCUAGUAUCGAUCAUCGUGGAGUUCCUGGAAAGCCUGGAAGAGUUGUCACUUUGAUUCCUUCAAAUGAUCCGGAGGACAAAGUAUGGGGCGUUGCUUACAAACUUCCCGAGGAUCAAGUUGACGAAAUCAAAGGUCGAUUAGAUGAACGGGAGAAACGUUACCAAAUUACCCUUGACGUGCCAUUCUACUUCAAGCAAUCCGCUUGCGGAUCAGCACAAGUGCAGGUGAAUUUCUACGUGGCUCCAGCGUUCGGCCCGCUCUUUCUGGGUGAGGCUGACGCGGUAGCCAUGGCUGAGCAGAUCAAAUCGGCACGAGGACCCAGCGGUGACAAUCUGGACUAUUUGGCCAAACUCUGGCAGUUUAUGAGAGAUGAGGUUGGAGCCGACGCCGAAGAGGAAGAUGCCCAUUUGACGACGCUCUAUCGACUUUGUUUCCCUUAAAAUGUGUUGGAAUAAUUUUCAAAUACAUUGCAGUGCAAAUCAA